This is a messenger RNA of Wyeomyia smithii (pitcher-plant mosquito), 9705 nucleotides long. RefSeq lists its product as uncharacterized. The record is from RefSeq and is a predicted model, not a curated record. Gene Ontology annotation, molecular function: signaling receptor binding. The coding region runs from base 7165 to 8961 and encodes 598 amino acids. The transcript is spliced from 5 exons. Lineage: Eukaryota; Metazoa; Arthropoda; Insecta; Diptera; Culicidae.
AUUAUGUCUACGCAAAGCUUGUAAUACCUUGCGCAAGUUGUCAUUGUGGUCGGCGAUAGUGUCACCGAAAACUAUAAUAUCAUCGAGGUAAACAAAUGCUUUCACAUCCCCGAUCUCAAACAAAACGGUAUUCAUUAGUUUUUGAAAGGACUGUUCUUCAACCCCAUUGGCAUUCGCGUAAAUUCAAAAUGGCCUUUUGGUGUGGAAAACGCCGUUUUAGCCGCAUCUCGGCGAUCAAUCGGAACUUGAUAAAAACCCGAUUUUAAAUCAAUUGAGGAGAAAUAUUUUGCUCCUCCAACAUUAUCCAAUAUCUCAUUUAUAAGAGGUAUUGGGUAUACAAAAGGCUUGGUAACUUCGUUCAAUGAUCUGAAGUCCACAACAAUUCUGUAUCUUUUAUUAGCGUCAGCAUCCGGUUUCUUUGGUACACAUAAUACCGGUGCAUUCCAAGGACUGGUGCUGGGUCUUAUAAUACCCUGCGCCCUCAUUUCAUCGAUUUCUCUAUUAAUGUGCCUUUUUGUAGCUUCCGGAAAUCUGUACUGUCUCUUGUUGAUCGGGACUUCCGAUGACGUCUCGAUAGUGUGUACGGCGGCGUCAGUCGUAGUCAAUCUGUCGCCUUUGAAAAAGAAAAUGUCUGCGAAGCUUUCAACUAUAUUCUCCACUGUCUUAAAUUCCAUAUCAGGCAAGUGGGCCAAAUUUAACACUUGCCGUAGUUUUUCAAUUCUUGCAAUACCUUUUGACUCUGGUGUCAGCUUGUGCUCCAACAGGUCAUAGUCAAGCCUCGAGUCUAGAUCUAACUCGGGCAUCAUAAUAUUCUUCGAGUCAAGAAAAUUAUUCUUCGGCUCUUCAUCCCGAUAUGUUUGGUGCCCUCUAUUUAUUUCGUUUUUGUCUACGUCAGCCUCAUUGUGGGCUGUGUUGCUAGUAUCUCGCAACUCGUUCUGCACAAUGACUCUAUUUCUGGCUGCCAUAUAAACAUGUCGACUAAGGACUUCUUCUUUGGGCAUUCUCCACGGACUCAAGUCGUCCGGACUUCUAUUGCCGUGUUUCUUGAACACGAUGUAAUCAAAAUUAUUCCCAAUUUGAAGCGUAUGCUUCUUUAAAAACUCAGCUCCGAUUAUUCCGUCGCUUGGCAAAUUUUCUAAUAUAUGAAAUUGUGUCGGGAUUAGGAAGUCUCCGACUAUUAAAUCCAACGUAAUUGUACCUGAGGUUCGUACAAUGUUGCGGCCGAUACCUCCAAAAGUAGUUACAUUCUGUGUAUUUACCGGUACAUUGAAAAGGUUUACAAUGCGUGCAUUAAUUAUAUUCGUACAUGCACCUGUAUCUAAGAUUAAGUUUAACGUAAAUUGGACAUUCUGCUUAGCCAGCAGCGUUAACAUUAAGUACCCUUUGACAUCGUAAUAGACGCGCUUAGCCACACAAGCACUGUUGUCUCUUAUGUGAUUGCAUGCGGUCCUCCAAUCGGCUAUUUCUAUGUUGCUGGGUUCAUCUGUGCACAUACGCCAGUCGACGUCCUGACACAAUUCUGCGAAGUCAUCGCUGAAAUACUCUUGUGCAAAUGGAUCUUUUAUAACUUGUUUUGGGAAAUUUGUAUCCCCCCUUCCAGUAUGUCUUAUACUCAAAAUAUUUCGGUGUCUGCGGUCGCACGGGUGAUCGGACCGUCCGUUCAUUGAUCCGCUCUGACCAUAAUAAUUGUGCUGCCUGUUUCUGGCAUAGUUCUCCUGAAUACGCCAAUUCCUAGGAGCGUCGUGAUUGUUAUAACUUCCGAUUCCCGCUAUAUCUUUCAUAAUUUCUAGUUCUGCGACUGAUAUGCCUAUCUCUUUUGAGCCACCUUUUUCUAUAACUCGUACCCGUGUGGUUGAUUGAGAGAAUAUUUCUGCUUCUGAUACAAUGCUUGAGCGCGGCGUGCUGUUUUUCGAGCAAUUUUAAGCCACGCAACCGGUUCUCAAUAUCGGUGAUAUGUUUGAUCUCCUGUUCAUAAUUUUCUAAGUAAUCAAGCAGCUUUUCUAAUUUCAGCGCUUCUCUACCUCCGGCGGCUUCUUUCAAUAAGCUGUCGUGCAGCCCUGCUAUACAAUGUAACCGGAGACUCACUAUCAUACAAGACUUCUCACAUUUGUUUUCAUAGAAGUCGAUUUGUCUCUUAAUUUUAAGUACUCUUCUUUUGUAUUCAGGGAAGGUCUCAUACACUCCCUGCCUCAACGUUUCUACCUGAAUAAUUACCGCUCCUAUAGAUAUAUUUCUAGUUCGACUACCGAUCCGUCAUAUUCUGGGAUGCACUGCAUGGCAUCUCUUUCUGGGAACGUGUACUCCAUUUUAAAAUAAGUAUUACUCCUUCUGAUAAAAAAGAUUCUAAAGUUUCUUUUAAAUAAUUGUAAAUUAUUUCAAGCUCUUUCUAAAUAAUUACGAUUCUAUAUCGCUGAUAUUGUAUCAUAAAAAAUUAAUAGCACUGUAAAAUUAUCCGUCUGCAAAGACGACUCUAAAGGCUCAUGUGGCCUUCUUUCUCUUUUUUCUAGGUAUCACUAACGAUUCUGUUGACCAGAUGUGAUAACGUAGCGUGACCGACUCUAAUUUCUUCGUCGCGCCAUCAAAAAAUCUGAACACCAAGGUUCGAACCAUUUGGUGUUAAAACUUUUUUUCAAUUAAAUAAAUACUUUUAGAUUUUAAUAGUAAUUAAAUGAUUAUUGAAAUAAUUCAUGAAUUAGUAUUUAAACUUCCAACAUUAUAUAUCUCUGCCGUUAGUUACUAUUUUCUCUACCGGCGGAUAUUUAACCAUCGCUGCGCGCGUUGCGCUAAUUGAUCUAAUUUUUACUUUGACCUACUCAACAUUUCAUCGCUACUGAUUCGUUUUGCUUAUGCUAGCAGCACGAUCUGCCAUCGGCCAUUAAAAUUACUGCAUACAAACCGCGACCUUGACCGUGCCUGGCACAGCUUAUCGCAAUAACACUGUAAAAUACGUCACCUAUUCAACCUGGUGGCAUAAGAACGGGAUGACAAGCAUUCUAGCAUAUGCUACUAUACUAUAUAAGUGAAGACGCGAUCGCAGAGGCUCUCACGCUCUUUUUAUAUCGCUAACGAUAGCGUAGCUCCCAAUUUACAUACUUGCUGUAUGGCUACCAGUAGUCAGCCUAUACACCAGAGAGACGGGCGAUCUUUAUAAUUUUGCAUUGCCGUUAUCCGUUUUGAUGUUGACAGUUGCCUUAACGGUGAGUGUCUUGUCAUUUCUCUUAUGUAUAGGUUCGCUAGCUACCAGUGAGCUAAAACUCUUUUUCAGAACAAUUAAGGUGAGUUCCAUGUGCGUAACUCUGUCUGUUUGCGUUCUACAAUUCGUCUUGCCAUCGGUGUUGCCGCAGGCACUGCUAUAUAAUUAAUCAGGUCGUGCAAAUGUCAGCUAGCUUAUUUCGCUGGUAGAGAGUUACAUUAUUUUCGCGCGAAAUGAAUGAACUUUUUUGUUAUAGGGAAGAAAACCAAGAACUUACCGGUUAAAAUUUAUCUUCCUGUUGCGACAGAUUCGUCUGAAAAAAAAAACAAAUAAAUCGAGUUCGCGUAAUGUUAGGUUUCUUCCAACACUUUUUUUACACUAUUUACACACUGGUAAAGAAAAUCCUUAUCAUACACAACAACAGCUUCGCAUUUGUGUUCUUGUCCAUUUUUGAUAAUUUUUCACUUCGUCUUUACUCGUAUUAUUUUUGUACAAUUGUUUACUUGAUCAUAUUAUUUUUCUUCCUCUUGUUCCUAGUGUGUUCUGUGCAGGUACCCACUGUGUUGCUUCAUUAUCACUAUAAUCCACUUUUACAUUGUUCUUCCUUCGAGUGAGAACCAAGUUUAUUUUUACACUAUAAAAGUUUGUAACCAAUGUUCUUCCUUACUAUUUUCUGCUGUUUUUUUUUCUGUUUCUUGUGCACAAUUUUUCCUCUAACACUUUUAGUUCUCGUUGCACAAUAUCCACUUUCGUUCAACGUCACACAAUUUAUACUUCGAACUAUUUUAUCGCGCUUUUUACCAUUAUCGAACACUACUUAUACUUGAUCUUCUUUUGACUUUAUAUUACCUCGCGUGGUUCGUUUCCUUUUCUAGAAACCGAAAAAAACCGCUGUCACCACCGUGUAGAGCUAGCUAGAGCUCUACCAGGACCUGUGAUCACUUAGAAAUCAAAAAACACACGAAGUCCUGUACGCGAACAUUCCAUUCGCGGAAUCACCUCUUUUGGAUGAUAGAUAAAGAUGAUUGAUUUUAUUGAGUAACAAUUUUGCUUAAAUAUUAACCUGUGUAACUCAGAGCGGAGAGACUCUUCUCCUCCGAAUUGAGUUAUCGCCUAUCUAGCGGUUCUAUUCUAACCUAUAGUAUUUAUUACUCUGUUUCGUUUUCGAGUUGAAUUUUAGUACAUAUUAUUAUACCGCCGACGUUAUAGAGCGCGGGCAUCGAAGCACGUGCGAGAGCGUACGGUAUUUGUUCGCGCGCUAAUUGUGAGUAUCCGAGAGCGCGCAAGCUCUCGGUACCGUGCGCAACCGUGAGCGCCUAAGGGUAACCGUGAGUGACGCUGUGCCUCCGGCUUCUGUUUUGCUUAUAGUUAAAUUGAAAAGGUAAACAUUGUGUGGCAUGCUCGUUAGGAUAUUUACAUUUCGUAAGCCACCGGUCAGUUGGCGACUCAUAACUAGGAAGUUUGGUUACUGUUCUGAAGGUAUCAUAAUAAGGAUGUUUUGUUCUGUUCGGUUCAGUUUAUAAUACAAAAAUGCCUUGAUGUCGUUCUGUUCAGCCAACAAUUCAUAAUAAGGAUGCUCUAGAAUGCUAUGUUAUUGUAACUUGUUUUUUUGCGAGUUAAGUAAACUCUUCUGCAAGCUAAUGCUCUAGUUUAUGUUGAAAUUGUUUUGAUUCUCUACAGUAUUGAGUAAGCUCGACAGCAAACUAUGGUUUUUAGCCUGAAUUCUGAUACAUCGUGACGGAACAUUGGGUAAUCUUCGCGGGGUGUGACGUCACACCAUAAUUGUAGUUACGUUACAUUAUGCGGUGCACAAUUGUGGGUCAGUCCAUAUUUUGGCAGUUUUCAUUACCUUUACAUGAUAAUGCAUCAAGACUGAAUAAAAUAACUUGUUAUCAAGCUUUUACAACAAUAAAAUAACUUGCGUUAUGUAUUUGGACGAUUUUAUAGACUAAAUGAUUUUGAAUGCUAAAAAUGACCCAUAAUUGUGUCUUUUGCUAUGUAAGUGAUAUUUCUCUUCCCAACCGAUUUACACGCAUCAACUGCAGUGAAACUAAUUGUUGAUCGAAAGUACGCAUCAGAACACAGAGAUAGAUAGUAAAACAUUCAUAGUUGAUAAUUUUUCCGAUUUUAUAUCCAUUUUUGAAUAUUCAGACAACACGUUGACUGACCCAUAAUUGUAGAGGGACUGUAUAUGAUGCAUUUGGCUUGUAUACUCUCAAUAUGCUCUUUGAAAAUAAUUUUUUUAUCGUAAAUUAGUCCCAAGUACUUAACCUUGUCAGACCAAAUUAAAAUAACCCCAUUCAUCUUGACAACGUGAUUAUUGUUUGGCUUGAGGAAAGAAGCCUUAGUCUUAUGGGGAAAAAUUAUCAUUUGAGUGUUAGAAGCAUUGGGAGAGAUUUUCCACUUUUGCAAGUAAGAACAAAAAAUAUCUAAACUUUACUGCAAUCGACUGCAUAUGACACGAAAACUUUUUCUUUUUACGGAAAUGCUUGUGUCAUCGCAGAACAAUGAUUUUGUGCAUCCUGGAGGCAAAUCACGAAGAUCUGAAGUGAAUAUGUUGUACAGGACUGGGCCCAAGACUGAACCUUGAGGCACACCUGCUCUGACAGGAAAUCUAUCAGAUUUUGAAUUCUGAUAAUCAACCUGCAGAGUUCGAUCAGUAAGAUAAUUUUCCAAAAUUUUGAUUAGGAAAAUUGGAAAAUUAAAAGUUUGCACAUUCGCAAUCAAACCUUUAUGCCAAACACUGUCGAAUGCUUUUUCCAUGUCUAAAAGAGCAGCUCCAGUGGAAUAACCUUCAGAUUUGUUAGCUCGUAUCAUAUUAGUAACUCUGAGCAAUUGAUAAGUAGUGGAAUGCCCUUGGCGAAAUCCAAACUGUUCAUCUGCAAAAAUUGAGUUUUUGUUGAUGUGAGACAUCAUUCUUUUAAGAAUAUUUCUCUCGAACAGUUUACUUAUUGAAGAAAGCAAACUGAUUGGUCGAUAACUUGAAACUUCAGCUGGAUUCUUAUCCGGUUGUAAAAUUGGAGUAAUAUUUGCAUUUUUCCACAACUUGGGAAAAUAUGCAAUUUGUAGCAGCAAUUGAAUAUUUUUACUAGAAAUUCCAUUGUGCUCUCAGGGAGAUGUUUGAUAAAUAUGUUAACGAUUUCAGCGUCACCAGGUGCUUUCAUAUUUUUGAAAUUUUUAAUAAUUGAUUUAAUCUCCUUUAAGUUUGUUUUAAUUAUUUCUGCAGGUAAAAAAUUCUGGGAAGAAAUUAAGUCAAAUUGACGUGUAACUUCUUUUUCAAUUGGACUCACAAAAUUCAAAUUUGAAUUAUGAACACUCUCAAACUGCUGCGCAAGUCUUUGAGCCUUUUGUUCAUUGGAUACAAGAAAACGUUCACCAUCUUUUAAAACUGGAAUAGACUUUGAAGGUUUCUCAAGAAUCGACAGCUUCCAAAAGGGUUUUGAAUGGUUUCAAUUUUUCAACUUUAGUCUCAAAAUUUUGAUAGCUUGAUAGUAUUGUGCAUCUCAUGAUGGGAUUCCACACGCGUAUUGAGGGCUAUUAUUAGAUACCAUUUGUUUAGAAGGAAUUUUGAAAUUAAAGGGACAAGUUUCAAUAGAAUGAGUCUAUUUGAAAGCAAUCCAAGUCCGGUUCAAAAAGAAUCGACUUUGCUGAAUGUUUUUGCGCGCACUUGUCUAGGCACGUCCGAUUCUUUUAGCAGUUAGUAUCUUAAGUCUUAAGAAUAUACAUUCUGUAAUACGAAAGUUUUGUUUGAUUAUGAUAACACCGCCUUCUCUUGACGUUUACGAUUUACUCUUACGAACAGAUAAAUGACUAACAAACCAUCUCUGUCGAGUCAGCUGAACUUUUUUCAUCUUCUCUCAAAGAAUUCAUUGUGCUGGCAUAUUUGAAAGUGUACAGUUUACAUUAUUACAUGCCUGUUUCGUACCAGUGCAGCAAUUUGUUUUUCAAUAUUUCUAGAUUUUUAUAAAAGCAUGCAUAUAAAGUGCGCAAUUUUCCAAAUGUACGAAAUUGAGAGCCUAGUGAAAUAUCUUAUAUUCUUCCGUAGAAAAGGGCAUGAAAGGAAAAAAAAUGAGAUCAGAUCUCGUGUUCGCUACUGGCUUAACGAUAUCGUCGAUGAAAUGCGCAAGAAAAGUCCUGCAUCAGUACAAAAGUGGGUGGAUUCAAUACAAAUUCCAUCAUCGACAAAUGCUAGCAGUGAUACUGACCCCGGCCCAUCAUCUAGCCAGCUAGCAGCCGAAGUACAGUUGGGUGUGGACCGUUCAGAUCCUGGGGAAAUAACUGGAUCUAGUCUGGAGUUGGAAAACAACGAACUUGUAGUAGGAGUAGGGGGUUCCACAACCACUUCUUACGAUGAUUAUGCUGCAGUUGAAACUUCUGUAUCGAACGAUGGCAAGUCGAGAUCAAUAAAAAACUUGCUGUCAAUGAAACUUGAAAAACUCAACCGCAGCAAUGUAAAUUUAGAGCAAGAAAAUUCUGCAACUUUAGAGCAAGAAUCUUCAGCAGUAGAAGCAGAGCCUCGGAAAAGCACCUCUUUAGCAUCAAUCGGUAAAAUUAAAAUCAAUGAGUUUUAUGAUAAAUUAAGCAUGAACAAAGCAAAGUAUAAUUUAAUAAAGUCUAAGAAGCUUGAUAUACGUAACAUGUUGGGAGCAAGUAAAGAAAAUCUCACGCAUCCACUACAAUCCCAACGACAGGCAGAGGACUUCCAGUCGGAAGCAAAAGCUGACACCGAAGAAGGAAUGGAACCCUUGCAUAUAGUUGAAAGCCUCGAAGAACAUAAACUGCAUGACUCUGAGGCCAGUGGUAAGGUCAGCACCGGUGACAUCUAUGAAUUUUCUUUUGAUGAGUCUUUUCCGAAGGACGAGGACAUACUAGAUGCAAGUGAAGAUGAAGAAAAGGAAAAUGUCAAAAUGCCGCCGGAUUGCUACGAGAACUUUCUCAUUCCCCCGAAAAGCUAUCAUCGAAUGGGUAUUGGUAGAAUUGGUCGCAGCUCUAGUGAAAAUCCUCAUACUAAUAAGCGUUUCAAUUUGAUGGAAAUCGGGCGCAGCUUUAGCGAAAUGAAUGAUGACGAUCAGUUUGACAUCAGUGAAUCUAACAAUAGUUGUCCGAACCCGUCGUCCCUAAAUACAAGUUCCAGCAUCAAUAACAGUAACAAUAAUAUACUAACUAGAUCCGUUCCAGUUAGCCCCAUUCCACACGCAUCGAGUAAGCUUAGUAUUCAUCAAGAAAACUCUUUGUCGGAAUCCCCUCGACGUCGUAGUGCUAUGUUGAUAAAGGAUAGUUCGUUGCAGUCUGACUCUAGUCGAUGUUCAAGUGUUGAAAGUCUACUGAAUGCUCGAAAACCAGAUCCAGAAAGAAUACUGUUGAAUCUUGGUUUCGGUCCAGCACCACACAGCGGGGAUGUGUUGUCCAAAAUCCCUAAGAGGUUUCUUAAACCAUCACAGGUACGAGGCGUCGACACGGAAGCCUUCUUGCGCCAGCAACAACUAUCGAUGCAUAUUCACGAAAACAGUGUGCUCGGAUAUCGUGGACUAGUCGGAAAUCCUCACAUUCCUCCUUCUAUGAUAGUAGCGAAAAUUAUGGAACGCUUUCAGGAAAACGAGCGUGGUCGACUAGUUCGCAGCAGUACUUGUGCAAACGCAUCCGUCGGAAUGUCCACUUCAGCCCCAACCGGACGUAUGCCCGAAAGCCAUAACUCAUCGGGACCUCCGUCACCAAUUCCAAUUCAACGCCACUCAUCACUUGCCUCCGACGAACGGAUACAAUUCUAAAACGUACAAUGAAACUUUUGCCGUUUAGUGUUAAUCUUUGAACUGUAUUGUAUUGCAAUUCUUGUCAUAGUUCUAUUUGUGUAAUUCUCAUCUAUCGAGCUUAAACUCUAUCUACAAUGUACUCUAACUAAUCGACAACUUUUUUAAUAUUUUUUACAACUUUUGUACUUGACAUAUUACUACAUUCCUAUAAAGAACUUGUAACCUUUGAAACUACUUAAUGAAACUUUGAAAGUUCAAAAAUCAUUCGAAACACUAAAACCAAUUACUAAAAAUCGUUAGACACGUGAAGAACGACAAAUAUUUUUGGAUAAUGAAUCUCUGUAUAAUUACCUUACAUAUAGUUUUGAUACAACUUUAGGGUACAAGUUCUGAAUAUCAAAUCAUACAUAUCUAUAAAACUACCUGGUAGUUGCACUAGUUAAUUAUGAGCUGAACACAUGAGACUGCCUGAAAAGACAUGUUGGUAGAGGACGGCAUACACCCUUAAAUCAGCGUAGCUGAUUGCCUUUUGUGAUUGGAAAAUAGUUUUAUAUGAAUCUAUCAAACUUCUCUCUAACUGUUUCAUUAGGAAAUAUAAAAAAACACAUGGCUUGGAUUGGUAUAAGUUUCAAACACAUUAGGUUCAAUUGAAAUCCAGAUGAGAAUCAUGAAUCUCUAUUAUAGUUAAUGCAACAGACUAGUGAGAGAACAAAAAUAUAUUCUUGAAAAAAUACGUAGAAAUAUAAAUCAAUCUCUUUGUAA